CUUUUCUUCUCACAGUCGUUUAAUCCGUCCCUUCGUUUUCACUUUUCGCCAUCAUUGCAGUGAAGGGGACAGGGGGCAACCGCGUUUCCACGUUAACCACCCGUCACGAUCCCCCGUACUGUUCAUUUUGAGGCGUGAGGAGACGACCUCUGGACACUCGCUCAUAAGCCCGCCCACGAUCGCUACAACCUCGCACGGCCCCUCGACAGUCUACCUGGUGCAUCGGAGUCAACCACCCCGCGUCCGCCAGAGGGGCUCCCAGCCCAGCCCGUCCCCCCCAUGAGUUUCGUCAACAACUCGCGGAUGUCGGUCUACUCGACUGCGUCCGCCGCCGCACCGCGUCCGGGCAACCCGUCCUCCCAAGUCUCCACCACGACCCUCCUCAACACGCUGAACACAUGCUACAAGACCAAUUCGUCCUACAAUCUCGAGGCCAGCACCAGCCUGGUCGUCAACACAUGGCUGACAGCCCGGGCUAUGGUCAACGACCGCAUUGGCGGCACCGUCGACGUAGAGUUGGGACGAAAGGCGUGGGAGCACGCCCGCCGCCGGGCAGAGGACGGCUGCAUUGUGUUGGGAUCUCUACAUGAGUCCACGCCCUCGCUGUUCUCGCCCUUCAUUUCAGGCCUGCCGCUAUCUAUUCCCGGCAACUUCUACAUCGCCCUCGAGGCACUGAGAGCCUUCACACACUGCGUGACUCCGCACAAUCCCUCGUUUCCCCGGCACUCAGCCCUGGCCGCCAUCUUCACCAUCAAUCUUCAAGGCAACCUCCUUGGAGCUGAGAUCAAGCUCGCGAGCUCCGGCAUAGACACGCAGAAGGGUUUGCUUGAUGUCCCAACGCAGUCGGGCUACCGUGCGUUUGAUGUCUUCUACUACCUCAACUCCAGCUCUGCCAGCCAACUUGAGCGAGAGUUCCUGAACCUCAGCCACUCCUCUGAGUACUCCCUCCUCAACAAGUCCGGAACCUACGACCCACCCGCCUAUCUUCCAGACGCCGACGAUGCCGCAGCCGCGGAAGACUUUCGCGCGAACUUGAAGGCUAUCGGCAUCAAGGGCCAAAAGCUGUCGAACCUCAUCAGCUGCCUCACGGGCCUGCUGAAGCUGGGAGAUACGCUCGGCUAUUUUGUAGACGAGGACACCCUGCAGGCUGUAUGCGACGAGUGCAGCGCGUUGCUCGACAUCGCUCCAGGGGUGCUUCGACAGCAACUCAGCGCCAAGGACCGUGAGACCGCUAUUGCCGGCAUCUAUGAGGCUAUUGUCGAUUAUGUUGUUGCACAUGCGAACGCUACCAUCAAGGAGGAUAUCCGCAGCUCCAGAGCAGGCUUCUCCUCGAGCAGCAGCGAAGCCGGCCCUAUGACACCUCCUUCCGAGGAUGAGGCAGGAGACAUUGUCAAUAUUACAGUGGUCGAGAUACCUAGCCAGGCUCUCGGAAAAGCCAUUGCUCUCCGCACCAUUUUCGACGAUAAUGACGGCAUCAACGCCGAGAUGAAGGAGGACGGUGUACAAGUUCCGCCUGCGGGGGCUUCCGUCCUGGAGGGUCUGCGACAAGCUACCCAGGCUUCCGGCGCCGACCUCGGUGUAGAUGGUACGGAACUACGCCAACGGCAGCUGGACUUGGAGAAGCGCGAGGCCGUGCUGGAGAAGAUUGCCUUCAAUCUCCCUGACGAGCAAAACUUCCUGAAGGGGGUACUCAUGCCAUUGGUCGAUCAAGGCAUCACGCUGGGUAAGCAAAACCGAGUUGAUCUGCCAAUCACUGUCGCCAGCAGCAGAGUGUGGUUUCACCUCGCUCUUCACCCAUCCGAUUCGGCCCCUGCGCACCUUUCCCAGGAUAUUAACGCCACAUGGUCAGCUGCAACGGUGUCAAGGCAACUGAGGGAGUGGAGACUGCCGGAAUGGGCGAACCGUCGCAACCGCUCGCUGGACUUCACCGCUGAUUUUGACCACCAUGAAUUCUUCGAGCGCUAUCAUGUUCUGGGCUGCAUGGAUGGCAAAGACGGCAUCCAGAACUGGAUUCUUGAGCGCGGCUGGAGCAAUGGCGAAGUUGUCGUGGGCCAUCAGCGAGUUUGGGUCAGGGAAGGUACAUGGUGGGAGGCCGAAACGCAACUCGACCUCAAAGCGCAAGAAAUGUCCUCCAACAUGUUGGGCAGCAUGGUCGGUGCCGGAGGCCUUGAGAGCGGUUACUCUACCCACAGCCCCGGCCAGGGCAGCGGCUUCUUCCCACCAAUGCCCGAAAUGAUGCCUCAAACGAGUCAGACCCACCUUUUGCAGCGUCAGCACAGCUCUGCAACUAUGGGUGCCCGCAGCGCUCUCGGCGCCAGGUCCAUCGCUCCGACCACUGCUCCCACCAUCCAGAACCGUCAAGGAGACUACGGCCUCGGAACAAAAGGCGAUGAUGACAAGGGCAUAACCUACUACGAUGCCGAAUCUGGUGGGAAUCUAGUCGUCACCGAGGCCCCUAUCUCAAAGACGAGGAGAAUCUGGGUGGCGUUUGUAUGGGCUUUGACCUUCUGGAUACCCUCACCGAUCUUGAAGUUCGUUGGCCGCAUGAAACGCCCUGACGUCCGCAUGGCAUGGCGCGAGAAACUUGUCUUGGUAGCGCUCAUCAUCCUCAUUAACGCCACCAUCGUCUUCUACAUGAUCGCGUUUGGUAAACUUCUCUGCCCCAACAAGGACAAGGCUUGGAACCGUAAAGAGGUGUCGACUCAUCAGGGCUCGAACGAUUACUAUGUUAGUCACCACGGCUCUGUCUACGACCUAUCGAGCUUCUGGAAGAGACAGCACAGCGAUAGCCACACCAAAACCACCGAGGAGAAUAUGCUGCCUUUGGCUGGCGCUGACAUGGAUCCUUAUAUCCGGCCGCCGCUCUACCUUGCCUGCCCCAAUCUAGUCAAGACCUAUCUGGUCGUUCUCCAAUCAAACGACACUCUGGAGUAUGCCGCCACCGCACAGCACGUGUCUGGUAACCGCACCACGGCUCCAGACAGCAAGGCCUUGUCGGACAGUUUCUGGUACCCGAACGUCUUUGUGCCAAAGAUCAAGGAGUUCAGGAAGGGGGACUUGGUCUGGGAUACUGGGAAGAUCAAAGACGAGGGGGAGAACCAGAAUCACUAUUGGUUCCGCCUCGGCAAUAGGGUUUACGAUCUAACCGACUAUUUCCACACCCAAGAUCUUAUGGACGGCAAUGCUCAGUACAAAUUCCUAGACCCGGACCUCGAGGAAAUGGUCAAGAACUAUGCCGGAAGCGACCUCACGGAGAAGUAUCACAACCGACUGAACGAAACUGCGCAAGAGUUCAACCUUCAGUGCCUGGAGAACACUUUCUUCGUCGGGAAGACGGAUUUUCGCAAGAGCGCUCGAUGCCAAGUCAACGAUUACAUCCUUCUUGCUGUCACGAUCAUUCUUUGCGCUGUCAUCGGUGUCAAAUUCUUAGCUGCUCUUCAGCUUGGUUCGAAGAGACGUCCUGCGAAUCAAGACAAAUUUGUCAUCUGUCAAGUGCCUGCCUACACUGAAGGCGAGGACCAGCUGCGCAAGGGCUUGGAUUCGCUUACUGCGCUUGCCUAUGACAACAAGCGGAAGCUCAUCUGCGUCAUCUGCGACGGCAUGAUAGUCGGUGGUGGCAAUGACAGGCCGACGCCCAAGAUCGUGUUGGACAUCCUCGGCGUGGAUCCUAAGGUCGACCCUCCUGCGCUUCCCUUCAAAUCGGUCGGUACAGGAAGCGAACAGCUCAACUACGGCAAGGUCUACUCGGGUCUGUAUGAGUUCGAAGGCAACGUGGUCCCCUACAUCGUUGUCGUGAAGAUGGGAAAGGAGUCCGAGCAGACCAAGGCCAAACCCGGUAACCGUGGAAAACGAGACUCGCAGAUUCUUCUCAUGAGCUUCCUUAAUCGUGUACACCAUCGCGCGGCUAUGAACCCUCUGGAACUGGAGAUGUUUCACCAAAUCAACAACAUUAUUGGUGUGGACCCAGAGCUGUAUGAAUAUCUUCUCAUGGUCGACGCCGAUACCAUGGUCAGGCCCGACUCUCUGAACCGUCUGGUUGCGAGCUGCGCCAAUGACUCCAAGAUUGCUGGCAUAUGUGGAGAGACGAGUUUGGAGAAUGAAGAGAGGUCCUGGUGGACGAUGAUCCAGGUGUACGAAUACUACAUCUCGCAUCAUCUCGCUAAAGCCUUCGAGAGUUUGUUCGGUAGCGUCACUUGUUUGCCUGGAUGCUUCUGCAUGUACCGUCUGCGCACCGCCGACAAAGGCAAGCCUCUCAUCAUCUCGGACAAGGUCAUCAAGGAAUAUGCCGACUGCAACGUCGAUACGCUGCAUAAGAAGAACCUUCUCGCGCUCGGCGAGGAUCGUUACCUCACGACUCUGAUGACCAAGCAUUUUCCGAGCAUGUCAUACAAGUUCGUUCCGGAUGCGUAUGCUCUCACGGCUGCUCCUGAGACGUGGAGCAUCCUUCUAUCUCAAAGGCGCCGUUGGAUCAACUCGACUAUCCACAAUCUGGCUGAGCUUGUCCUCCUCAAGGACAUGUGCGGCUUCUGUUGCUUCAGCAUGCGCUUUGUCGUCUUCAUUGACCUCUGCGGAACGAUCAUUCUCCCCUCCAUCUGCGUCUACCUCGGUUACCUCGUUUACUUGGUCAUCUCGAAGAGUGGUCAAUUCCCAUUGGUAUCGAUCAUCAUACUCGCUGCCGUGUACGGCUUGCAAGCGAUUAUCUUCAUCAUCAAGCGCCAGUGGCAGCAUGUUGGCUGGAUGAUCAUCUACAUCCUCGCCUUCCCCAUCUACUCAUUCAUUCUGCCACUCUAUUCGUUCUGGAAGCAGGAUGACUUCUCUUGGGGUAACACGCGUGUUGUCAUCGGAGAGAAGGGUGUCAAGCAGAUCGUCACGACAGACGAGGAGGGCUUCGACCCGAAGAGUAUCCCUCUUCAGCGAUGGGAUGAUUAUGCUAUGGCCAACGGACUUCCUGGACGUCGCGGUCUCGUCGGCCAGACGUCCGAGAAGGGCAUAAACAGCGCAUACGAUGACGACGGGUACGAGAUGAACGACAUGCAGUCCGUUUACUCGUCGGUCAAACCAGCGUCAACCAUUAUGUCCAACAUGCACCACAUCUCUCAUAUGCCUCCGCAAUCGCCAGGACCGUACCAAGGCAUGCAGCCACGACAGUCGUCUUAUUCGAACUUCUCACGCUACCAAGACAAUCCUCAAGAGGGCCGUCUCAUGUCUAUGGGUGGGAUGAGUGACCACUAUAAUGCGUCGCCGUACGGCAACCGACCAAGCGUGGGUGGCUUCCAGAGCUCCGACAACCUCAUGGCGUCCACGCCACCAAUCCGCGGACGCAGCCCCCUCGGCCCCUCGCAGUCUCGACCUGGAAGCACCGUCAACUUCCAGAACAUGAUGAACGGGCCGAGCGACGCUACCAUCAUUGAGGUAGUCCAGCAAUGUCUGAGGGAAGCCGACCUGGACCGUGUGACCAAGAAACAGCUGGUCGCGCUCGCCGAGCAGCGACUACAGACACAGCUCACGGGCGAGAGGCGGAUAUUCCUCAAUCAGCAGAUCGACCUUGAACUAGCGAAUAUGCUCUGAAUGGGCGACCCCAUUUGAACUUGCAUUAGCGGCGUUGCAUAUUUCAUGUCACCACGACGGAUUUUCUGGGUUUAAAAUUUAUGUGGUCUCCAACUAGAUGACGACCAGCAACGUUCCUUUUUGGUAUCUGAUCUGAAUAUGGCGCGAUUUCUGGGGCAAAUUGGGGCUGGCAUCUUGCGGCCCAUUUGGGAACCAACUGGUGAUUCUGGCUUCAUAGUAAUGUUAAUAGGCGAUGUGGUAUAUACC
Molecule: messenger RNA, 5814 nt
Organism: Trematosphaeria pertusa
Lineage: Eukaryota; Fungi; Ascomycota; Dothideomycetes; Pleosporales; Trematosphaeriaceae
Product: glycosyltransferase family 2 protein
Exons: 3
Coding region: 280-5568 (1762 amino acids)
Cellular component (GO): myosin complex; cell periphery; cell septum
Molecular function (GO): cytoskeletal motor activity; chitin synthase activity; ATP binding
Source: RefSeq, a predicted model, not a curated record